AUGCAGUAUGAGAAGAUGUCUGAUGUCGCAGUGGAGGACAUGGACUACAUCAACGAAUUCGGCGAUGGUGCCGGCGCAUAUCACGACGCGGAAGAAGUGGUGUUGACGCUCGGUAGCGGCGGCAUGGACGAGAUCAACGGCGGCAGCGGCAAAGUUCGGCAGUCGACGACAACAAGAACAUCCCCAGGACACCGGAGAAGGAGGAGCAGCUUCCUGGUAUCCCACGGGGUCUCCUCGUUUUGGUACGGCGUUUGCUCGGUGGUGGUGUUAGUGGUUGUGUUGACUAACCCGGUGCCUUCCUCUCUUAUCACACAGGUCGCGCAGCUUCUCCUCGGCAACUCAAAGCUCCUCCUACCACCACAUCUCCAGCUACAGCUCCGUUCCUCUUUUUCUUUCAAAUCCCACCACUUCUUCCAACCAUCUCCUCCCUUCUACUCGCCCUCGGCCCAAAUAUUCCAGGAGCCCGUCUGCGAGAAUCCCGCGCCCUUCCCAACAACACCACCCUUUUCGAAACCUCUCACAAUGGCUCUCGAGGCGGACACGAAACGCGUCGUCGACCAGUUCGAGGUCACCGAUGCCUACCUCAACAGCGCCGUCAAGGAGUUCCUCAACCAGAUGCACGAGGGACUCGAGAAGGAUGGCACGAGCUUGAGCCAGAUCCCUACCUACGUCACGGGCGUGCCCAAUGGCACUGAGAAGGGUCUCUAUCUCGCCGUCGAUCUCGGCGGAACCAACUUCCGCGUGUGCUCCGUCCAGCUCAACGGCGACACUACCUUCAACCUCACAUACAGCAAGGUCGCGAUCCCCAAAAACCUGAUGACUGCCGACACGGCCGAGCAGCUCUUCAGCUUCCUUGCCAAGCAGAUCGAGCUCUUCCUGCGCGAACACCACGCCGACCACUUCGAGCAGCACAUCCGCCGCCGCGCGACCUACAGCGCCCCCGAGGGUUUCCGCGACGAGCACGUCUUCCGCCUCGGCUUCACCUUCAGCUUCCCCGUCCAGCAACUUGGCAUCAACAAGGGCAACCUGAUCCGCUGGACCAAGGGUUUCGACAUUCCCGAUGCCGUCGGCAAGGACGUCUGCGCCCUGCUGCAGACCGAGAUCGACAAGCUGCACCUUCCCGUCAAGGUUGCCGCCCUCGUCAACGACACUGUCGGAACCCUCAUGGCCAGAUCCUACACGUCCACCGGCAAGUCGGGAUCCAUCCUCGGCGCCAUUUUCGGCACCGGCACCAACGGCGCCUACCUCGAGAAGCUCUCCAACAUCAAGAAGCCCAUCGUCGGCGACUACGAGGCUGCCACCGGCGAAAUGGUCGUGAACGUCGAGUGGGGCUCUUUCGACAACCAGCUCAACAUCCUGCCCAAGACUGACGCAGACGUCGCACUGGAUAAGGACAGUGUCAAUCCCGGCAUCCAAAUGUUCGAGAAGCGCGUCUCCGGCAUGUUCCUCGGCGAGAUCGUCAGAUUGACCGUCCUCGACAUGCUCAAGGACGAGAAGUCGUCCCUCUUCAAGGACGUCAACUCCAGCUCCAAUGACUGGAAGUCCACCACUGACAUCAGCCGUGAUUCGGGCAUGUUCAAGCAAUGGGGCCUGGACAGCGCCAUCAUGUCCGUGGCCGCCGCCGACAACACCCCCGAGCUCUCCACCCUCCGCCAGGAGCUCGAGUCCUCCCUGCUGGUCUACACCCCGUCGCUCGAGGACGCCCAGGCCUUCAAGGCUAUUUCCGGCGCCGUCGGCCGCCGCGCCGCCCGUCUCUCCGCUGUGGCCAUUGCCUCCAUCGUCCUCCAGUCCGGAAAGCUUGACGACCCCCUCGAGGAGGUCAUUGACAUUGGUGUAGAUGGUAGCUUGGUGGAGCACUACCCCUUCUUCAGGGACAUGAUCUACGAGGCCCUGCGCGCCAUUGAUGGCAUUGGUGCUGAGGGUGCCAACAAGAUCCGCAUUGGCAUCGCCAAGGAUGGAAGCGGUGUUGGUGCCGCGCUGAUUGCCCUUGUGGCAGCUGGCAUGGAGAAGGAAUCUGAUGUCCUGACGGAGUUCAGAAAGAACGUUCAGCGCGAACUUGACUCCAUCCCGACACCACGUGAGUGCCCUACUGGAUCGAUAACCGAUCGCAUCGCCACUACAGUCUCCCCCGUUUAA
Colletotrichum karsti is the source of this 2136-nucleotide messenger RNA. Its product is annotated as hexokinase. Lineage: Eukaryota; Fungi; Ascomycota; Sordariomycetes; Glomerellales; Glomerellaceae. The record is from RefSeq and is a predicted model, not a curated record. Gene Ontology annotation, biological process: glycolytic process; intracellular glucose homeostasis; glucose 6-phosphate metabolic process. Bases 1 to 2136 code for a protein of 711 amino acids. The transcript has 4 exons. Gene Ontology annotation, cellular component: mitochondrion; cytosol. Gene Ontology annotation, molecular function: D-glucose binding; mannokinase activity; glucokinase activity.